AUGAACUCUUUUUGCAAAUCUUCAAUCAUUUGUGCUAGCAUGGACGCCCUAUCGGAGAUUGGUUACGAAUGUACUUCAGUAAAUCAAAAAAUGACAACUGAAAACGAAAAGCCUAUUUACGGCUACAACAUGGUGGUGGGUCAACAAAAAUAUUUUGAUUUUCGAUGUCAUGAAUCCGGGUUGGGUGUUAGUCCUCGUCAUGAUCAUCAAUAUCAUCAUUUCUAUCAGUCCUUUUAUUCGUUAAGUCAGUAUAAAUGUUUGAUUUCGAUUUUACAUAUCGAUCCCACUCUUGUCAUGCGAUUGUCACUGGUGUGCUCAGAUUGCGAUUUGUAAGAUAGAUUCUUUUACCAACUUUGUAGUCCUUUUCAAUACUAGAAGUAACAAUUUAUAACAAUCUAAGAAGCCACACAGAGACAGAACUUCCUUGGGAGGGAAAAUAUGGAACAAAGCCAAUAAGGAGUAGCCUAGAUUUCAAGCUUACGGCUUUCCUUCAUUGCGAAAAACAGGUGCACAGACAGUUUGGGUGAAAUACCUCUCCUUUAGAGGCUUUGUUUGAUACAUGAUAGAUUUUGAAUUACUGCAGUGGGAUUUGAAGGAGAGAACAGGUAGAUGAAUCUUAAAAUUGCAGUGGAGAUUUGCC
Amoebophrya sp. A25 is the source of this 640-nucleotide messenger RNA. The record is from the annotation of a GenBank genome assembly. NCBI's taxonomy places the organism in Eukaryota, Dinophyceae, Syndiniales, Amoebophryaceae.